This is a messenger RNA of Parnassius mnemosyne (clouded apollo), 3705 nucleotides long. NCBI's taxonomy places the organism in Eukaryota, Metazoa, Arthropoda, Insecta, Lepidoptera, Papilionidae. The record is from the annotation of a GenBank genome assembly.
AUGGUAGGUUAGUGGUAAGCGAAGAUGAUUCUUAAUUUUGCAAUUUCGAUGAUCUAGAUAGGUUAUUACCAUUCUUUCUAUAUUCUAUUUGAAACAUCAUCGCAAAAAUAUUUAAAGUAUAUAUAAAGACAAAUAAGGUUAUCUAAAUUUUUAAUAAAAUGGAAUUUCCAACACUUGGAGAGCACUGCCAAAACGAAGAUUGUAAACAAAAAGACUUUUUGCCUCUACAAUGCAAAUGCGGCAAAGUGUUUUGUCGAGAACAUUUUGGUGAUCAUUGCACUUCUGGAUUCUGUGAAAUGACACCAAAAUCAAAAGAUAUAUGUCUAAAAAGUGACGAUAAGAUAUUUCGAUGCUCGGAGGAAGGCUGUAAGAAAGGAAACUUACACGAACUUUUGUGCAGCAAGUGCAAUAAGCAUUAUUGCAUUGAACAUAGAUUUCAUCUAUCUUGUCCUGAAAUAGACGAUGAAACAAUGGCUAGAAAAAUAGAACAAUAUGAAGCACCUAGACGACAAUUUCAUGAAGCUAAUAAACAUUUGCAGCAGAAGAUAACAGAAAACAUACGAAAGGCUCUGCAAUCAUCAACAAAAGUGAAGACUGCAUCUAAAAUUCAUCUUAUGAGGAUUAAACAAAAGGCCCUAGGUCCAAAAUCUAUACCCGCUUCAGAUAGAGUUUAUUUUGCUAUAAGGAAACCAAUAAACAUGGAGCCAAAACCUGUUAGAAUUAUAACAGAUGAAGAAAAUGUGGUACAAAUUGAAUCUGUGACUUUAGACCCUGAUUUAAAAGACACAGUCCCAAUAUUUAUUAGUUCUAAGUGGAGUCUUGGUAGAGUAUUAGACAGUAUAUGUGAUACAUGUAAUUUAAAAAAUGAUAACAACAAGUUUGGAGAUGCAAAACUUAGGCUUUUUAGACAACUGGACGGAUACUGUGUUAGUCCGUCAAAAAUGGAUGUAGAAAUGGCUGAUUUAAUAAAGAACGAAAUUUUAUUAGAAGGUGAUAAAUUAGUUGUGGAGUAUAUUAGCAAUGAUGUAUUAAGUAAGUUAGAUGAAUAUUCUCAAUUGUUUUUGUUAAUUCAAUAAUAAAUAAUAGGCACAGAUUAGAAAAAACGAUCAGUAAAAAUUGUAACCUCAAAAAAAUCACUUAAUACAAUCAAAAAAUUCCAUGUAUUUUUUCUUAUAAAAUCGUUAUGUACCCCACGGUAACAAGUAUUAAGAGCUUCGCUGCGUCGCAGCGCAUUUGUAAAUAGGAUAAUAAUGUUGUGCUGGGGGUCAUUGUAGAAGCGUGCUCGUCGCGACCCCUGCUAGCCCUUUUCAGGGCUGCAAUUCUACUAGCUGCGCACCCAUGGCAACGAGGAUUAGGGCGUCCCCCCAAGGCGACGCACACCAGCUCGUCCCCGUUGGUGUGGAAUGCAGCGUGCAAAGCGGCGAUGGGGACCGCCACCCGUCACGCACAGCCCGACACGGCGGAAGGUGGAGGACAGAGUGCAGAGUUGGCACGUGGAAUGUUAGAGGAGGCAUGAGAGAUAAGACGAAUGAGUUGAUCGAAAUAAUGAAAGAAAGAGAAUUAGAUGUCGUGUGUAUGUCGGAGACCAAACGGAAGGGCAGUGGUACUGAAGAGCUCCCUGGCGGGGCGUUAGCUCUAUGGUCCGGAGUCCCGGAGAGCGAGAACGCCUGCCAGGGAGUGGGGGUGCUGCUGUCUUCUCGGUUGGUCGAUGUUAUGACUGAAUAUAAGGUUGUGAACUCAAGACUUCUCUGGGUUCGCUUUAAAUUGGGACUGACGAAGUUAUUCCUUUUGGCUGUUUAUGCGCCGGUAGCUUCGUCGUCCAGGGCUGAGCUGGAGGAGUUUUGGGAGAAUGUAAGAGAAGUUCUAGAUUUGGCUAGGGGAAACGAAAGAAUUGUUGUAUGUGGUGAUUUGAAUGGAUGGGUUGGUACCGCUCGACCAGGGUACGAGUCGGUACUUGGAAAGUUUGGCGAUAAAAGGGUUAAUGAUGCUGGCAAGCUUAUACUGGCGGUGUGCAAGGAAAAGGGUCUUCUUGUGACAAACACUAUGUUUAAUCACAAGAAAAUCCAUAUGUAUACUAGAGAACGAAAGAAUGAGAGAAGUAUGAUUGAUUUGUUCCUGGUGGAUGACCGACUGCGAAAACAGGUGAUGGAUACGCGAAUGUUCAGGGGUGCUGACCUGGGAACGGAUCACUAUCUAGUGAUUACUAGAUUUAGGGGUCUGUUCGCGGGUUGGCGCUACCGGACGGCAGUAACAGAACCACAGUCGGUCUGUCGCAUCCGAAGCUGGAAGCUUCAGGAAGCGGAUAGUAGGGACAAAUAUCAUGCGAGGGUAGCCGAAAAGCUUGACACCAUCGAUGGCAGAAAAGAAUGUGUAGAAAGAACUUGGCAGAACCUUAGGGAUGGAAUGGUAAGUGCAGCGGAAGAAGUGUGUGGAACAAUAAAAAGAGGCAGUAGUAAAAGAAGAGAUGCAUGGUGGAAUGAUGAAGUGAAAGAAGCUGUAAAGAAGAAGAAGAAAGCAUGGUUAGACUACUUGGCCUCUAGUAAUGAUAAGGAUAUGAGAGAGAAGAUGAAAGAAAGAUAUAGGCUGCAGAAAGUUCACACGAAAGCACUGAUUGAGGAAGUGCGUGAAAGGUGUAGAAUGGAAGCGGACGAAAGGUUGUCGCACAACUUCAAGGAGAAAUCCAAACUCUUCUGGAAAGAGGUUGGAAGGACCCGAAGUGGUGCGACGGCCUUAAGAAUGAAUAAAGUGCUUUCGAGAACUAAUGACGUCCUCUCAGAAAAAUCGGACGUCAUGCAGCGAUGGAGCGAAUUUUAUAGAGAAAUGUAUGCGUGUGAUGAUCUUAGUGAGGGAUCCGGGGAUGACGCCGUGACUGGUACGCCAGACCCGGACCUCGAUGACACUGAGGUCAUCAGUAUGAAAGAGAUUGAACGUGCGAUUCGAAGUUUGAAAUGUGGUAAGGCUGCGGGACUAGACAGAGUUACUGCUGAAAUGGUCAAGUAUGGUGGGCCUCGCGUCUGGGACAGCUUUCAUCUGCUGUGCAAUUUGUGCUGGCGGACGGGGGAUGUCCCGGAUGAUUGGCGAUCCGCAGUCAUUGUGCCUUUAUAUAAAGGUAAAGGUUCACAUUUUGACUGCGGGUGCUAUCGGGCGAUCAGCUUGACCAGUUUAGCAAGUAAAGUUUACUCGAAGGUUUUGACACGUAGGAUGCAAGAGAAAUCGGAAAGAUUUCUAUGGGAGGCACAAUGCGGAUUUAGACCUGGAAGAGGAUGCACGGAUCAAAUGUUUUCUCUCCGCAUGAUCACGGAGAAGCUUCUGGCUGCUAACCAGAAGAUUUUCUGUGCUUUUGUGGAUCUUGAGAAAGCAUUUGAUAAGGUUGUAAGGAAGAAAAUGUGGGAACUGUUGCCGGGGUAUGGUGUGGAUGGUCGAUUGCUAAGGGCUGUGCAGUCUCUUUACUGUGACUGUAAAGCCUGUGUGCGGGUAGGGCAUGACCUGCCACCCAUGUUUAACGUCCAAACGGGCGUAAAGCAGGGUUGUGUCAUGUCUUCCUGGCUGUUCAUACUGUAUCUCGACAGCUGUUUACAGAAGCUGAAAGAUAGUUGUUUGGGUGUGAAAUUGGGUGACAUUAAAGUAAAUUGUCUGCUGUAUGCUGAUGAUGCAGUGCUUAUUGCACCAUCAGAGGCAGAACUGCAGGCAUUAGUCACGUGUAUG